AUGCGUCUCAAGGACGCGCGCCGCUUGAACGGGUUGCUGAUGAAUGUCACGGACGCGGAUGGCACCACAGUGUUCAGCACGGUGGGCGAUGCGGAACAUGAGGGUUUCGAUGGUGUGAAGGGCAACAUCUCCAUCACGGCCAAGCCGCACCACGCCGUUCUGAAGGGCCGGCUGUCGUUCACCGUCCCUGGCCCCGACGAUGCCGACGAGAAUGGCACCGAAGUCACUGGCACGUGGAUCUAUGUUUCGCGUGGCGUGGCCCAGACAGAGCACGAAGACGAAGUUCAAGCGUUCCACGAGCUGCAUGAAGCCAUGCUUGCCAAGGCGAAGGAGCCAGUUGCGGAUAUCUUUGAAUCGUACAUGCAGAUGCGCAACGGGGCUUAG
This is a messenger RNA of Saxophila tyrrhenica, 384 nucleotides long. RefSeq lists its product as uncharacterized. The record is from RefSeq and is a predicted model, not a curated record. Lineage: Eukaryota; Fungi; Ascomycota; Dothideomycetes; Mycosphaerellales; Extremaceae. The transcript has 2 exons. Bases 1 to 384 code for a protein of 127 amino acids.